Molecule: messenger RNA, 288 nt
Organism: Plenodomus lingam JN3
Lineage: Eukaryota; Fungi; Ascomycota; Dothideomycetes; Pleosporales; Leptosphaeriaceae
Source: RefSeq, a predicted model, not a curated record
AUGAUGGGAGGCAGGUGUUGGUGGCGAGACCAACGCGAGGUUUUUGGUGGCGCACGGGCGGCGCCGGUGUGCAAGAUUGACUUAUGUUGUCCUGCUUGUUCAGUUGAACGUUUGGGUUACUACCGGGCAAUGCUACCUACCAUGUACGCGCAAAUUCAAUAUCCUCUCACCGCCGGCUACAAUCGACAGAGCAACUUGGCCCUCCUCCUCUUCCACACCACGCACCACGCACCACGCCCCGUCCCAAUCCGCCCGCUCGACAGCCCUUCCGCAAAAAUGCUGAUCUGA